UGCAUACCUUCUCAUGAACUCACUCUCGGGCAUUCAACUAUCGGUUUUUAGAUUGGAGACACAAAGACGCGCUCUCUGUUUCUUUCGACUGAAGGAGAAACAAUCUCAGGUUGAUCCGGAAGAGAAAUCGGCUUCCUAGCAAGGUGAUUGGCCUCAGUGUUUGACCAGGGAACUCAAAGUUCAUGGACGAUGGAAGCAAUUGUCAUCCGUCACCUGUAAAGGAAAACCGCCUCGUUGCAGUGCCUGUCGUCGCUGGUUCAUCCGGUUUAGGUUUGCCUUAUGCACCUGAAGAUUGGCCGUGUCCUGGAGAUCGAUGGCGUUGGAAGGUAGGCAGCAGAAAGUCUAGCUCUGGCCAUUGGGUCGAUAGGUAUCUUUAUGCUCCUCCCACAUGUCCAAAAUCUGGUGGUAGGAGACACGGAAACGGAUUUCCUAGCAGGGUAUCAGUCGAAGAAUAUAUUCGGAAGGAAUUUCCUGACGCUGAUGUCAAUGCAUUCUUUUCUUCGUUUAUCUGGCGGGUUCCUUGUGCAGAUUUCACCCCCCAAAAAGAGAAUGAUAACUAUGCCUGCUCAUAUUCCAGAAGUUUUGAUACCAAUGAACGAACCAAAUGUGAAUUGGCAAUUGGGCCUGGUGAUUGUAAAGCUGGAAAUGUGAUGUGCAGCUUACAGGGCAAAGUAAAAACCAACACUUCAUCAGCCAAGGAUUGUGAUAUCUGCUGCAGUGAAGUUGGUUUCUGUCACGACUGUUGUUGUAUCCUGUGCUGCAAAACUGUUGAUUGGGCAUAUGAAGGUUAUGGUUUCAUUAGAUGUGAAGCAAGCGUGGAUGAGCAAUACAUAUGUGGGCACGUGGCACAUGUGGAAUGUGCUCUUCGUUCUUACAUGGCUGGGACUGUUGGAGGAAGCAUUGGUUUAGAUGUGGAAUAUUACUGUAGACGAUGUGAUAAUAAAACUGACCUAAUGCCUCAUGUGACCAAGCUUUUAAAAGUUUGUGAAUCUGUUGAUUCCAAGGAAGACAUGGAAAAAAUUCUGAAUUUGGGUUUUUGUAUCUUGCGUGGCUCUGAACAGGAAAGAGCUAAGAAUUUGCAGAAUCAUAUUCGAUUCGCCAUUGCUAAGCUUAAACGUGGAGUUCCUCUUGAUGAAAUCUGGAAAGUGGAAGAUAGCAUCACAAUACUUCCUGCAGGAGAUAUGCAUCAUAACGGAAAUGAGAUAACAGUUUUAGGGGCAAUGGACACCAGAACAGAAGAAACUAGAGAUGUUUGCAGACACAAAGUUGAACUCUUGAAGAAAAUAGAAGCAGCUGAUUGCAGAGCUCAGAGCUAUAUAACAUCAGACUACAAUAGUGUAUCUGUGAAGCUUGAAGGUGAAAUCGAUCAGGUUCUUCGACAGCUGAAAAGAUCGCAGGAAAUGGAAUACAGGAUUGCAGAACAAAAACUGUAUGUUCAGAAGGAUUAUCUUCUCAGCUUGUAUCGACAGCUUGACUAUGAAAGAGCUGAACUUGAAAAUCCUGCGCCUUCACCCGUUGCUGGUGAUUGUGAUGCUCUUCUAACUAAUGUCCUGCACCGAGUGGACCAAAUAAAGCACGAGGAAGAAAAACUGAGGGAAAUGAUGAAAAUUGCCAGUGGAUUUGGGCAAACACCUAAAAGUGUUCUUGGAGAUCACUAUGGGCUAGUCAUCAAUGAUUAGCUCGAAGUAAAGGAGAUGUUUUCAUUGGAAACUGUAUCAAUUUGUGUUGUGCUUCCUUGUAUUUCUUAUCUGGGGCAAGGGGGAUUCAAGAUUCAUUGUUAGAAAAGGUAAAUGUUCGUUGCUUCCCCUGGUUAAAUGCAAAAGUUUGUGCAAUGAAACUGUCAGAUCCCCAGUUCAGAUGCUAAAGAAUAUAGAUUUCUUUUUUCCUUUUGGUUCU
Messenger RNA from Musa acuminata subsp. malaccensis (wild Malaysian banana), 1896 nucleotides. RefSeq names its product protein OBERON 2. The record is from RefSeq and is a predicted model, not a curated record. Lineage: Eukaryota; Viridiplantae; Streptophyta; Magnoliopsida; Zingiberales; Musaceae.